Purpureocillium takamizusanense is the source of this 2355-nucleotide messenger RNA. RefSeq lists its product as uncharacterized. Gene Ontology annotation, biological process: oligosaccharide catabolic process. Gene Ontology annotation, molecular function: alpha-amylase activity. Lineage: Eukaryota; Fungi; Ascomycota; Sordariomycetes; Hypocreales; Ophiocordycipitaceae. The transcript has a single exon. The record is from RefSeq and is a predicted model, not a curated record. Bases 474 to 2270 code for a protein of 598 amino acids.
CUUGCCCAGGUGAAUUGCCGCUUCUGGAUUUCGCCCGAGCAAUUCACCCGCACAAGAUGGCGUCGCACCAUCCCCGGAUUCUCCUCACGACGCCAGUGCCGCCUUGGUAAUUCUCCGCCUUGCCUUGUUGGCGCUCCCCAGGUUUCCGCCUUGCCCAUGGGCUAUCCUAUCCGUUGGCCACCCGUUGUCGGCCCGGCAAGUCCAUUGGCUCGUCCCGACACGACGGCGCGACCGGACGUCCCGGCGACUGGCCACGGUGAGCCCACGAUAACCGUCUGCAGCUGCAUCGUGACACGCCAGAUGGAGAUGGGGAGUCGGUGACUCCCACGCCGGUCCGUCCAUCCUUCUCCACAGAAAGCCAUGGCGAGGCCAUUUAAGACGACUCGACUGCGGUGCCAUGUUGGCUGGCCGUCGUCGACCGCUCCCUAUCCUCGCGACGUAACCUCUGCCAGCCCCAAAACCUCGUCGUCGCCAUGACCGUCACCCCCCGUGAGAAGCAGUGGUGGAAGCAGGCCGUCAUCUACCAAAUCUACCCGGCGUCGUUUUGCGACUCCAACGGCGAUGGCGUCGGAGACCUCCCCGGCAUCACGUCCAAGCUCGACUACAUAGCCAGCUUGGGCGUCAAUGUCAUCUGGAUCUGCCCCAUGUACGACAGCCCUCAGGUCGACAUGGGCUAUGAUAUUUCCAACUAUGAGGACGUCUACCGGCCCUACGGCACCCUCCAGGACAUGGAGACGCUCAUCAAGGAAACGCACGCCCGCGGCAUGCGCAUCAUGCUCGACCUCGUCAUCAACCACACUUCGGACCAGCACGCCUGGUUCAAGGAGUCGCGCGCCAGCAAGGACAGCCCCAAGCGCGACUGGUACAUCUGGAGGCCCGCCAAAUACUCCCCCUCCGGCGAGCGUCUGCCCCCUAACAACUGGCGGUCCAACUUUGGCGGCGGCAGCGCCUGGGAGUGGGACGAGCUGACGCAAGAGUAUUUCCUCCACCUCUUCGCCGUCGAACAGCCAGACCUCAACUGGGAGAACCCCGAGACCCGCAAAGCCAUUUACGCCUCCUCCAUGGAGUUUUGGCUCGACCGUGGUGUCGACGGCUUCCGCGUCGACACGGUCAACAUGUACAGCAAGCCGCCCACCCUGCCUAACGCGCCCAUUGUCGACCCCGGGACGCCCUACCAGCCGGCUGGCUUGAUCUACUGCAAUGGCCCUCGCAUGCACGAGUUUCUGGGUGAAAUGAAUGCCAUCCUCACCAAGUACGGCGCCAUCACCGUCGGCGAGCUGCCUUGCACGCCCGACACGCAGCGCGUGCUGCGAUACGUGAGCGCAAAGGCUAAACAGCUCAACAUGGUCUUCCAGUUUGACGUUGUCGACGUCGGCGGCGGCACCACUCAUAGAUUCGCCACGACGCCCAAGAACUUUGGGCUCCCUGACUUCAAGGCCGCCGUCGACCUGACGCAGGCUCUCAUCCGCGGCAGUGAUGGCUGGUCCACAGUCUUCCUUGAGAACCACGACCAGGCGAGAUCGGUCAGCCGCUUCGCCGACGACCGCCCCGAGUACCGCGUCCGCAGCGCCAAGUUGCUGGCGCUGAUGCAGGCGUGCCUGAGCGGCACGCAGUACGUCUACCAAGGCCAAGAGAUUGGCCUCGUCAACGCCCCCAAGGACACCUAUCCCGUGGAAAACUACCUGGACAUCGACAGCUCAUUGUUCUACAAGAUGGUCAAGGAGCGGUAUGGUGCCGAUAACAAGGCUGAGCUCGACAAGGCAUUCGCCGCCAUGCAGUACAUGGCCAGGGAUCACGCGCGCCUGCCCAUGCCCUGGAACGGGAAGGGCAAGUACGGCGGCUUCUCCAAGGCGGCCGAGGCGGCCGGGAAGGACGUCAAGGAGCCGUGGAUGAAGCACCAUCCGCUCAGCGGCGAGAUCAACGUGGCGUCCCAGCUCGAGGACCCGGACAGCGUGUUGGCGUUUUGGCGCAAGAUGCUACGCUUCCGCCAGGAGCACGCCGAUUUGCUCGUCUACGGCGACUUCAAGGACCUGCGACCUCAAGACAAGGAGCUCUUCGUCUUUGUCAAGGAGCCGCUGCAGGGCGGCGACAGGGUUCUCAUCGUGCUGAAUUUUGCCACGGAGGACAGGUCGUGGCAAGUGCCCAGUGCCGCAGAGUUCGGUCUCCCAGAGGCGCCUAAGCUGGUACCGAUCAUGUCAACACAUUCUGGAAAGGCUAGAGAGGGCGUGCUGGGGGCAUUGGAGGGGCAAGUGUACUUGAUCAGUUCCUAAAGUAGACUGUGCGGUGGCCGGGUACGCGAAGCAUUAGGACAGGAUAGAGCCUCUCCAGCGAGACGUGCACUCCACUCAUUCUCAU